CUAGCAGUUAACAAGGGAACCGGCGCCAAAAUACACGACAUCCGACUAUCCAAGUAACCGACAUCAUUCGCUGUUCAGUCGUCGUGUCGAACGGUUUCGUGUAUACUUUUAUCAUUGUUCCUGUUAUAUCAACGUGAAAAAUGUCUGGCCGUGGCAAAGGAGGUAAGAGCAAGGGAAAAUCAAAGACUCGCAGCAGCAGGGCAGGGCUACAGUUCCCCGUUGGUCGUAUUCAUCGACUUUUGAGGAAAGGAAAUUAUGCUGAACGCGUCGGAGCCGGUGCUCCGGUAUAUUUGGCUGCUGUUAUGGAAUAUUUAGCCGCUGAAGUUCUGGAAUUGGCUGGAAAUGCUGCAAGAGACAAUAAGAAAACCAGAAUAAUCCCACGUCACCUUCAGUUGGCAAUUCGUAAUGACGAAGAACUGAACAAACUACUAUCUGGAGUUACAAUUGCACAAGGUGGUGUUUUGCCCAAUAUCCAAGCAGUUUUAUUGCCAAAAAAGACUGGAAGCGGUGGUGGAUCUGGAAAGGGAGACAAAGCCUCUCAGGAAUAUUAGGUCAAAAUCACACACCAUUAGUGCCAGUGCAAACCUACAUCUACUUCUCAAAAUUUGACAAGUCAUUCAGACAUUUCAUUAUAACUAAUCUAAGACUCUAUUAGCUAUGCCAGAUCAAAAAAAAGCAACCUAGAAGCUAUUGGAGAAGAAUAGAAGCAGUGUGGGUCAUGCAAUAACUUUUUUCCAUCUUUGAACAUUAAAAGUGGCAUGCUUUGUUACAAUUGGUUAAUAUUCACGCUGGAUUUGUCUCCAUAAAUUUAAAGUUGUGUUUUAUAUUUAUAAUGUUUCAUUACCUUAGGAUAACGUUAAAUACUUGUGUUUGGCUAUUACUAAAAUUGUUAAUUCUUGUACCAAAUUUUGAGGGAAGAAUCGCAAUUUAAUGUUAUUAAUAAACGGUUUAUAACCUUAUCAUACUAAA
Messenger RNA from Athalia rosae (coleseed sawfly), 969 nucleotides. Its product is annotated as histone H2A-like. The transcript has 3 exons. Gene Ontology annotation, cellular component: nucleosome. Gene Ontology annotation, molecular function: structural constituent of chromatin; protein heterodimerization activity; DNA binding. NCBI's taxonomy places the organism in Eukaryota, Metazoa, Arthropoda, Insecta, Hymenoptera, Athaliidae. The record is from RefSeq and is a predicted model, not a curated record. The coding region runs from base 141 to 551 and encodes 136 amino acids.